AUGAAUAUUAUACCUCCAUCCUUCCUUUGUCCCACUCACCUCUUUUUCUUACCUCCAUCCUUCUUACCUUUCCUUCGUCACGCGCACCUCUUUUCUUGCCUCCAUCGCUUUUUCCGAAUGAAUAUUAUUAUACCUCCAUCCUUCUUACCUUUACUUUGUCACGCUCACCUCUUUUUCUUGCCUCCAUCGCUUUUUCCGAAUGAAUAUUAUUAUACCUCCAUCCUUCUUACCUUUCCUUCGUCACGCUCACCUCUUUUUCUUGCUUCUAUCGUUUUUCCGAAUGAAUAUUAUUAUACCUCCAUCAUUCUUACCUUUCAUUUGUCCCACUCACCUCUUUUUUUUACCUCCAUCCUUCUUACCUUUCCUUCGUCACGCUCACCUCUUUUCUUGCCUCCAUCGCUUUUCUGGAUGAAUAUUAUUAUACCUCCAUCCUUCUUAUCUUUCCUUCGUCACGCUCACCUCUUUUUCUUGCCUCCAUCGUUUUUCCGAAUGAAUAUAAUUAUACCUCCAUCUAUCUUACUUUUCCUUUGUCACGCUCACCUCUUUUUCUUACCUCCAUCCUUCUUACCUUUCCUUUGUCACGCUCACCUCUUUUUCUUGCUUCCAUCGCUUUUACGAAUGAAUAUUAUUAUACCUCCAUCCUUCUUACCUUUCCUUCGUCACGCUCACCUCUUUUUCAUGCCUCCAUCGUUUUUCAAAAUGAAUAUCAUUAUACCGCCAUCCUUCUUACCUUUGCUUCGUCACGCUCGGCUUCUUUUCUUACCACCAUCGCUUUUACGAAUGAAUAUUAUUAUACCUCCAUCCUUCUUUCCUUUCCUUUGUCCCACUCAUCUCUUUUUCUUACCUCCAUCCAUCUUACCUUUCCUUUGUCACGCUCACCACUUUUUCUUGCUUCCAUCGUUUUUGCGAAUGAAUAUUAUUUUAACGCCAUCCUUCUUACCUUUCCUUUGUCACGCGCACCUCUUUUUCUUACCUCCAUCCUUCUUACCUUUCCUUUGUCCCACUCACCUCUUUUCUUGCCUCCAUCGCUUUUUCCGAAUGAAUAUUAUUAUAACUCCAUCCUUCUUACCUUUCCUUUGUCCCACUCAUCUCUUUUUCUUACCUCCAUCCUUCUUACCUUUCCUUCGUCACGCUCACCUCUUUUUCUUACCUCCAUCGCUUUUACGAAUGAAUAUUUUACCUCCAUCCUUCUUACCUUUCCUUUGUCACGCGCACCUCUUUUUCUUGCCUCCAUCGUUUUUCCAAAUGAAUUUUAUCAUACCUCCAUCUUACCUUUCCUUUGUCAUGCUCACCUCUUUUUCUUACCUCCAUCGCUUUUACGAAUAA
Messenger RNA from Acanthosepion pharaonis, 1326 nucleotides. Lineage: Eukaryota; Metazoa; Mollusca; Cephalopoda; Sepiida; Sepiidae. The record is from the annotation of a GenBank genome assembly.